UGUUAUUUAUUAUUUUUCUACUUAAGGCAUAGAUUAUCAUAAAUAAGUAUACGCUAUAGGUUCACAACUAUAACACAAGGAUGUUUGCUAUAUUAUAUUGGAAAAACUAUGUGUUGAGACUAUGAAUAAUGUCGAUUGGUUACUUUUUUACUACAUGGAUUUUUAAUAUGAUAUUGAGCCAUUAAAUUAAUACAAUUUUCAUAAUUAUUUAAUUAUCAUAAUUGGUUUUUUUUUCAAUUUUAGUCAGCAAGAUACAGUAACUGAUGUGUGCAUGUACCCAAGUAAUUUAAGAGAUUGUUUUGUUUGGAAAAACUUCUUCUGAAAAAAAUGUUUCCACUAACGGUUCCACAUGGACGGAUAUGUCCAUAGAGUAUGACCGUAUAUUCGGAUCAAUAGAGAGCAAUUCUAUACAAACGGUGGCGCAAUUUAAGAGACAAUUAUCAAAAAUAUUUGCGAGCAAAUAAAACAAGAACUGGUCAAGGUGCAAAUGAGGUAAUCAAUAAAAGUUUAGCCAACUACAAAAAGUGGCAAUGGGCUACCCAGAUGGAAUUUUUAAAGCCGUAUUUACAAUUAGCUAGCACCCUUUCUAAUAUUCCUGGACAAGAAGAAUCUGUUUCUAACGUCCUUACACCUCAACCAGGACCAGAGUUCAGUCAAGAAAUAGAAGAUGAGAAUAUCGGUAGAGAAAAAUCAGUUGUUGCGCAAGUACGAAAUACCUCAAAAAGAAAAAGAUGCACAAUUGAAGAAAACGUGGACACAGAUAUGGGUAUUCAAAAAGUAAUAAAUUACUUCAGAGAAAAAAAUGAGAACAAACGUUCAAUGACCGCGGUUGAACAUACUUUUAUGGGAUGGGCGAAAACAGUAAGCACACUUUCCUCGAAAAGACAAGUGCUACUAAAAAUGAAAAUUGGACAGUUGAUAGCAGAUGCAGAAUUUGAAGAACUUGAUGAAUUAGAGAAGAUAAAUACCACUAUUACAUAUAAAGAGUCAACUCGUACAAACGUAAGUAACCGUUCGAAUUAUAUGACACAGAAUGAAGCCAUCAAUACAGGUCCCGGUUAUAAUACGUCAUACUGUGAACAGCUAUACCCUUCUUGUAGUAAUAGUAACGGAUUGGAAACUCACGACAGGUCUCCCUCCCCAAAAUCACAGUUAUCGCAUUGUGAAGAGGAAGUCUACCAAGAAGAGCCCGUAGACUUCACCAAAGAAUUACCUUUUAAUGAAUAUUAGAUACCUAGUUUAGAGUAAGUUAAACUAAAAAGUUUAUAAU
Molecule: messenger RNA, 1270 nt
Organism: Acyrthosiphon pisum (pea aphid)
Lineage: Eukaryota; Metazoa; Arthropoda; Insecta; Hemiptera; Aphididae
Exons: 3
Coding region: 544-1230 (228 amino acids)
Source: RefSeq, a predicted model, not a curated record